CACGUCGUCUGUCUCUCAGACAAAACGCAAAAGUAUUGUUUUUUUUUUUUUUUUCCUUCUUCGUCGUUUGAUUUGUCAACUCAUCAACAAUACCCAAACCCUAAAACAAUCAUCCUCAAAAUCAACAAUCAAACUUUCCCAAAUUUGAAGGAUAAAAAUCAACACUUUGGAAGUUUUCCUCUGUUUGAUUCCUGUGAAAAAAAUCAAAUCUUUGCAAAAUUUUAUUUUCCCCUCUCUGUUUGCGUUUUUGGUUAAUGAAGAAGAGGAUCUGAGAUUAGGGAGAGAUUUUAGGGAAUGAUGGGUUUUGCUGUAUCGGAUGAAUUGUUAGGAACUGUGGCUCCAAUUGUGGUGUAUUGGUUGUAUUCUGGGAUUUACGUAGCGCUAUCGUCUUUGGAGAGUUAUAGAUUACAUACAAAGGCUGAAGAAGCAGAGAAGAAUCUUGUUUCGAAAUCUUCUGUUGUCAAAGGUGUUCUUCUUCAGCAGGUUGUUCAAGCUCUUGUCGCUAUCCUUUUGUUCACGGUGACAGGAAGUGAUGCUGAAGCAGACAAAGCGCAACAGUUUUCCAUUUUGGUUCUAGCAAGACAGUUUGUGACGGCCAUGAUAAUCCUCGACACAUGGCAAUACUUCAUGCAUCGAUAUAUGCAUCACAACAGGUUCUUAUACAAACAUAUCCACUCUCAACACCACCGUCUCAUCGUCCCAUAUGCAUAUGGAGCGUUGUACAACCAUCCAGUGGAAGGUCUUCUCUUGGAUACAGUUGGAGGCGCCUUAUCUUUCCUAGUCUCUGGUAUGUCUCCAAGAACUUCCAUCUUCUUCUUCUCUUUCGCCACAAUCAAGACCGUGGAUGACCAUUGCGGUCUCUGGCUUCCUGGAAACUUGUUCCAUAUGGUGUUCAAGAACAACUCGGCUUACCAUGAUAUCCAUCAUCAGCUCUAUGGAACCAAAUACAAUUUCUCUCAGCCUUUCUUUGUCAUGUGGGAUCGGAUUCUGGGAACUUACAUGCCUUACUCGCUUGAGAAAAGAGAAGACGGGGGAUUUGAAGCACGCCCGACUAAAGAAUUCAAAGAUGAUUAAGAUUUUUGGAUUUUUGGAUAUAUGUUUGUUUUAUCUGCACUGAGGUUUUCUGAUGGAUGAUAGACUUGUGUCAUGGAGGUGUAGCUUUAAAUCAGAAACAGAACUGGUUUGCGUCUUGCCUCUUUUUUUUUUCAAGAGCGAAGUAGUCGGAGUUGAGAUUUGUUGUAUAUAAACAUUAUCGAGUUGUUGUUCUACUUUGGAUUUUUGUUUUGCAUGUAUUAUUGUACCACACCGUACUGGUUAUUUUUAAUCUAUUUGUUUACAAAGAGCA
Messenger RNA from Camelina sativa (false flax), 1345 nucleotides. The record is from RefSeq and is a predicted model, not a curated record. Lineage: Eukaryota; Viridiplantae; Streptophyta; Magnoliopsida; Brassicales; Brassicaceae.